This is a messenger RNA of Eubalaena glacialis (North Atlantic right whale), 1212 nucleotides long. RefSeq names its product chitinase 3 like 1 (gene CHI3L1). The record is from RefSeq and is a predicted model, not a curated record. Gene Ontology annotation, molecular function: chitin binding. Gene Ontology annotation, cellular component: extracellular region. Gene Ontology annotation, biological process: chitin catabolic process; carbohydrate metabolic process. NCBI's taxonomy places the organism in Eukaryota, Metazoa, Chordata, Mammalia, Artiodactyla, Balaenidae.
AUGCCCCCCUCUGCUGCAGCCAGGAUGGGUCUGAGGGUGGCUCAGACAGGUUUUGUGGUCCUGGUCCUGCUCCAGAGCUGUGCUGCAUACAAGCUGAUCUGCUACUACACCAGCUGGUCCCAGUACCGGGAGGGUGAUGGGAGCUUUCCAGAUGCCAUCGACCCCUUCCUCUGUACCCACAUCAUCUACAGCUUUGCCAACAUAAGCAACAAUGAGAUCGACACCUGGGAAUGGAAUGAUGUGAUGCUCUAUGACACACUGAACACACUCAAGAACAGGAAUCCCAACCUGAAGACCCUUCUAUCUGUUGGAGGAUGGAACUUUGGUUCUCAAAGAUUUUCCAAAAUAGCCUCUAACACCUGGAGUCGCAGAACUUUCAUCAAGUCGGUGCCACCAUUUCUGCGGACCCAUGGCUUUGAUGGACUGGACCUAACCUGGCUCUACCCUGGGCGGAGAGACAAGCAGCAUCUCACCACUCUGGUCAAGGAAAUGAAGGCUGAGUUUGCAAGAGAAGCCCAGGCAGGAGCAGAGCAACUCCUGCUAAGCGCAGCAGUGUCUGCUGGGAAGAUUGCCAUUGACAGAGGCUAUGACAUCGCCCAGAUAUCCCGACACCUGGACUUCAUCAGCCUUUUGACCUACGACUUUCAUGGAGUGUGGCGCCAGACCAUAGCACAUCACAGCCCCCUAUUCUGAGGCCAGGAAGAUACAAGUUCUGACAGAUUCAGCAAUGCUGACUACGCUGUGAGCUAUGUGUUGAGGCUGGGGGCCCAGGCCAAUAAGCUGGUGAUGGGUAUCCCCACUUUUGGGAGGAGCUUCACCCUGGCCUCUUCCAAGACAGAUGUGGGAGCCCCGACCUCAGGGCCAGGAAUACCAGGCCGGUUCACCAAGGAGAAAGGGACCCUCGCCUACUAUGAGACCUGUGACUUCCUCCGCGGAGCCACGGUCCAUAGACUCCUUGGUCAGCAGGUCCCCUAUGCCACUAAGGGCAACCAGUGGGUGGGGUAUGACGAUCAGGAGAGCGUCAAAAACAAAGUGCAGUACCUGAGGAACACGCAGCUGGCCGGCGCCAUGGUGUGGGCCCUGGACUUGGAUGACUUUCAGGGCACCCUCUGCGGACAGAAUCUGCACUUCCCUCUCACCAGUACCAUCAAGGAUGCGCUUGCUGAGGUGCAGCCUUCGGUUCUUGGGCACACAUCCCCCUGCCUGACCUGA